AUGGCGAACUCUCAAGGCACGCUCUUCAUACGCCUGGGCUUCCCGGAUGAGGACGAGUGCUACAGGGCGGGCUACUCGGCCUUCCUUGCCCUCGAAGAUGCGGGCGUCCCAGCGGCUACCAUGACCUUGACGGGGCGAGCUGGACUAUCGGCCCUUCUGCGCGCCUUCUCGCACGAUCUCGGGAUGGACUUGCUCUACAUCGCUGAAGAUGAGAAAGUCUUCACCCUCGAGAUCGGUGAUGUCGAGGCAAAGGAUCGGACUGAACAGCGCCCGAUCAAGGUGCGACAAUGGCGCACGAAGGAUGGGCAAGUGAUGCCGACGCAUCUGAGUGUGGAGAUGAAGGAGGGAGACGGGUCCGGCUGGGAGGGUGUGGGACAGAUUCCGACCGACUCGUCAGAAUGGCCGGAAGCCGGCUUCCUGAAGCCAGGCGCACUUCGCCACAUCAACGACGACCUGUGCCGGAUCUACGUUUCCUGGUGGAAACCGCUCCCUCAUGUCAAGAGCAUCGCCGUCCGCUCCGCGCCCGUGCACUUCGUCAUCUUCCUCGACGCCUUUUUCCACGAUGCGGAGCUUGGACUGCCGUUCAACGACGCGAACGCCUUGGCAGCCAGGUUCAAGAAGCAAGACGUUGACUUCUCCUCUUUCUGGCCGCUCAUCCAGUUGUUCGGGUUGCGCAUCCAGCUCAAUACGGCAGGUCUGGCUACGCGGAUCGAAGAAGCGAGGUUGGACAACUACAGCUUCGCUCGGCUCGCUAAACGUGUAUCUCCGCAUGUUCUGCAGUCAAUGCUUUAUUGCGCGCAGGCGCUCGAAUCGGCCAAUCACGACUCCAAAGUCUCGCGGGCGUGUGCGAGUUGGGCGGAGCGCGAGUACGAUCUCGACGCGACUUCGCGAGAACCGCUGGGUAUCUGGACCAGGCGGACAAUCUCCUGGAUUGUGUAUCUCCUCAAGAUCAUGAAUGGCGAGGGCCCCGUAGUCGACAAGUACCUGGAGAAGGCGAGGGAGCGGGAGCGUGUCGCCUUGGCCCACGACCCGCACUCUGCCCCCUCCUCGCCAGAAUUCGACCGACCUCACCCCGCACACUCGUACCCCGACACGCCGCGCGACUCUCGCCACACGCCACCCGACAACUUCGACGACUCCGGUCCGAGGCGAUCCCGCUCGAAGCGCCAGCCGAAAAAGUCUCGCCCUCACCGCUCCUCCCGUCCCGAAACUCACCCACCGCCAGACGACGACGGAUUCACCCCGAGCGACAUCGCGGAGAUUGAGCGGCGCCCGAGGGAGAGGGCGAAGCAGCAGGCGCCGAAGUACAAUCGAGCGGAGGACUGGGACAACCUCUCACCGCCGCCUCCGCCAUCCAGGCAUCACUACCGCCCCCUCGACGACCUCGACCGCUCGCCGCCUGCGGCGCUGAGGCGGAACUCGAAGUUUGAAGGCGGAGACCGUCGUCGCGGUAGUGCGAACCGCUACUUCGCGGCCAAGCACGAGCCAGAGCCGUACUACCUCUCGCAGGCUGAGGAUGAGCCUCUCCCGCCUCUCUCGAGUCGCAAGAAGAAGAAGGCGCCGGCGACGAAGAGCACGAGGGAUCCCUGGGCGGCGGACGAGUACGAGCGCCGUGGGACGAGCGGGCAUGCGUAUGGGUCGCCUGCGCCCCACCACGGCACUCAGCCGGUCUACCACGAAGACUCCUCCUUCACCGACGACGACGACGACGCAGACGACUACAUCGACCCCCCAUCCUCGUCUCGUCCGCUCUCGUCCCGCCCGCUCUCCAAGCCGACGUACUACUCCCGCCACGCCGACUCCUACGGCGACGACGCAGGCGACUACAUCAACCCGCCUCCGUCCUCGUCUUCCAAGCCGCUAGCCAGGCCGAAGCACAAGUCCAAGCCCACGCAGUCCUACUACACCGAUCCCGUCGCUCGCCGUCGCUAG
Molecule: messenger RNA, 1932 nt
Organism: Rhodotorula toruloides NP11
Lineage: Eukaryota; Fungi; Basidiomycota; Microbotryomycetes; Sporidiobolales; Sporidiobolaceae
Exons: 9
Coding region: 1-1932 (643 amino acids)
Source: RefSeq, a predicted model, not a curated record